AUGAAUGUGAUUCAGACCAAAUUCUUGAAUAUUCAGGCAAUUCUAAAAUUAAUUCCGUUACUUCAAAUGAAAUUUGAUGAUGAUUUAACCAGAUUUAUUCUUGCACAACAGAUGAAAGCAAUAUCAAUAGACCGUGCUAAUGCAUUCAAUAUUAUUGAUUCAAUUGGAAAACUAUUAAAUAUCCCAAUAAUUUCUGAAGCAUGUCAAGUAAUUAGAGCUGAUGACCAAAAUCUAAAUAAUGAAAGUGAUAUUUUAAUAUUGCCAGAUAAAUUUAUGAUUCCAAAUAAUGACCAAAAUUUAGUUAAUUAUGAGGAAAGAAUUGAUGAAAAUGAUAAUUUAAGAGAACCAACAACAAAGGUGCAAAGCAUUAUUAAAAGAAAACGAGAAAUCAUCCAAAUUCUUCCUGAUGAAAUAUUAAAUCUCAGAUUUCAAUUCAGAAAUCACAACAAGUUGCACCAAGUGAUAUAA
Trichomonas vaginalis G3 is the source of this 468-nucleotide messenger RNA. RefSeq lists its product as uncharacterized. Bases 1 to 468 code for a protein of 155 amino acids. The record is from RefSeq and is a predicted model, not a curated record. The transcript has a single exon. NCBI's taxonomy places the organism in Eukaryota, Parabasalia, Trichomonadida, Trichomonadidae.